Periophthalmus magnuspinnatus is the source of this 1957-nucleotide messenger RNA. RefSeq names its product cyclin G1 (gene ccng1). Lineage: Eukaryota; Metazoa; Chordata; Actinopteri; Gobiiformes; Gobiidae. Gene Ontology annotation, biological process: regulation of cyclin-dependent protein serine/threonine kinase activity; mitotic cell cycle phase transition. Bases 196 to 1095 code for a protein of 299 amino acids. The record is from RefSeq and is a predicted model, not a curated record. Gene Ontology annotation, cellular component: nucleus; cytoplasm; cyclin-dependent protein kinase holoenzyme complex. Gene Ontology annotation, molecular function: cyclin-dependent protein serine/threonine kinase regulator activity. The transcript has 6 exons.
GGUUUUAUCGGCGCAUUAAAGGCGCUGGGCCCUUUUCGCCUGAGCCGCGGGUAGGGGCCGUGCACAGGCACAAAUAAACUCUGCUUAAAACUUUCUUAAGUGAAAGUUCAUACUUGCACUCAUUUCAUUCGCUUGUUUUAAGCGUGUGAAGUUUUUGUUUUGUUUUUAGCAAACCACACAAAGUCACUAGCCAAGAUGAUUGAUACACCCGCAGCCCCAGGAGCUCUGCCCUUUGCGGUGCAGCUCAAGGCUUUGAUGGAUCAGGAAGGUCGAUACCAGCCAAAACUCGGAGGCCUGAGAUGUUUGGAGAGCGCGCAGGACAACGGGCUCCGAAUGACCACCAAACUGCGAGAGCUGGAGGUGAGGGACCUGCUGUCUCUGACCAGGUUCUUUGGCUUCAGCUCCGAGACGUUCUCCCUGGCCAUCAGUGUCCUGGAUCGAUUUCUGUCAGUCAUGAAGAUUCAGCCCAAACACCUGUCCUGCGUGGGCUUGUGCUGCUUCUACAUCGCUGUGAAGUCGUCUGAAGAGGAGAAGAACGUGCCACUUGCCACUGACCUGAUCCGCAUCACCCAGAGCCGCUUCACGGUGUCUGACAUGAUGAGGAUGGAGAAGAUCAUCAUGGAGAAGCUGCACUGGAAGGUGAAGGCCCCCACGACACUGCGCUUCCUCCGCCUUUUUUACCGCCACCUCCAGGAACGGCUCCCCCAUGAGAGUGAGAAGACCCUGAGCAUUGAACGACUGGAGGCUCAGCUGAAGGCCUGUCACUGCUCAUUUGUUUUCACCAAAAUGAAGCCGUCUCUGCUGGCUCUCGCUCUGCUCAGCUUUGAACUGCGAGAGCAACAUGAUCCCGAGUGCAGUGACCAAAUAUCUGCUGCCCUCUCAGCCAUUCAGACUCAGCUUUAUAUCAAGGAUGGUGAUCUGGUUUGCGUGAGAGAGCUGGUCGGGAAGUGCCUGGCUGAAUAUGCCACCGCCAAGUGCUCCAGGCCAAACGGUCAAAGACUUCGCUGGACCAUUUCUGGAAGAACGGCUCGUCAGCUCAAGCACAGCUACUACAAAAUCACUCACCUGCCGACCAUCCCAGAGUCGGCCAAUUAAAAUCUCUAAGAUCUUUGUAACUGGGUGACCUUGUCUAAAGUUUGUAAUUGGAUCAGUGUCAGUAAAAUAAACAUUUGGACCCCAAGGUCACCCGCCUGAUUCGACCUCAUUUUCUUUACAGAGGACCAUUAUAGAUGAUGGUUUUCUUUAAAGAAAAGCCAGACUCAUCUGUCGUAAAUCACUGUUCAUCUGCCCCAUCAACGAGGAGUAACGCUCUGUCUGCCUCGCGGCUUAGUUUUACUUUCAUGGUUGAGUUGCUUGCACAAGUGUACAGUGUGUUCUUAAAUCCGUACCAUGAUGUUUGGUAUUUGGGUUGCUGGUUUUAAGCAAUUAAGUAUAGAACCACCUAGGUCCUCAGUCCACUGUGUGGAAGAGGAGGGAGAAGGAUUUUGUGAACAUCAAAAAAUGGAACCAAGAAAUCGGGCCCAAAGUCCUUAACUCUCACCCUAGGUCGCUAACUGUGGUGAAUGCACACUCCUACCCAAGGUGAUCAUUUUAGUUCAUGGCGAGGAAGCUCUGGAUCUCUCCAGUGAAAAAGGCUAGUUAUGAUUCGUCAUUUCUAGCCUAUCAUAUUUGAAGCUGAAUGUCGGCUUUGCCAAGCAGUUACCGAUGAGCUGUUUUCACUGAUUUUUGAUUUGUAGACACAAGUAAAGCAUUGCUUUUGCUAAAUUAUUAGUUUACAAUUAGACAGAACACAAAGUGGUAAUCCAGUAGAAUAAUCGCUUGAAUAUUUGACUGUUCCCUGUGUUUUUUGUUUCUUUUUCUUGAUUUGUGUUCUCAAUUCAAAAUUGUACUUCAGCGCACCAUCUGGUAAACCUGUAUGCUUGUACCUUUCAAUAAAACAUUUAUUGAAAAGCCAAAA